Molecule: messenger RNA, 708 nt
Organism: Schistosoma curassoni
Lineage: Eukaryota; Metazoa; Platyhelminthes; Trematoda; Strigeidida; Schistosomatidae
Source: the annotation of a GenBank genome assembly
AUGUGUAAAGCUGGGUUCACCAAAAAUGAUGCUCCCAGAGCCGUAUUACUCCCUAUUGUUGGAAGAACUAGACAUCAAGUAGUGACUGUGGGAAUGGAUGGAAAGGACAGUCAUGUGGGAGACGAUGCUCGAUCGAAACGUGUUAUCCUGACACUGAAGUACCGAAUUGAACAUGGUAUUGCGACUAAGUGGGGUGAUAUGGGGAAGAUGUGGUACCACACAUUCUACAAAGGGUUGCGAGUGGCAACAGAGAAACAUCCGGGGUUGUUGAGAGCAGUUUCAUUGAACCCGAAGGCAAACUGUGAGAUGACAAGGAUCAUGUUUGAGACUUUUAAUACACCAGGUACGUGUGCUGCUACUCAAACGAUGUUGUCGCGAUGUACAUCUGAUCGUACAACUGGUAUAGUGUUGGACGUAGGUGACGGUGUGACCCUCACAGUUCCGAUUUAUGAAGAUUAUGCGUUGCCUUAUACUGUUUUGCGAUUGGACUUUGCUGGUAGGGUUCUUGCCGACUUUAGGAUGAAGAUCCUGACUAAGACAGGUUGCAGUUCCUCUGUCUAUUCGUGGAACAUACUCAGGCGCAAACCACCGGACAUCGUUUUACCCUAUAGUAAGUCUAGAAUGGCACCUAUAAAACAGGUAGCUGUGCCUAGACUGGAACUAACGGCGGCAGUAUUGAGUGCUAGAAUGGGGGAAGUUUUAAAUUAG